GUCUUUCAAUAGUGAUCGCGUUGUGGUGCGAGAAGGAUGUGCUUUCAUUGCCUGUAGUUCGGUUGUGUCUUCAAUACAGCAUAUCGACUAGUUUACAUCCAACAAGACUUUUAAUUUUUUAACUGAAAUUUGCACACUAACAGACGGAGAAGUUCAAGUUCAAUUCGAAAAAUCCUUCAGUAUACGGUAAAAGCGUCGUGAGCUGUGGUGAUAAUAAGCGAAACAUACGAAACACAGGAUUAGUAUGGCUCCGAAUGUGCGCUUAGUGGCAAGUUUUGUUUUGACGGUCGUGCUUUCGGGAAUGAUGGUGCAAUCGCAGAUGACCAAAAAACGCUGCGUAAGCCAACCGAAUGUGUCCAAAAAAGUUGACAAGGUUAUCCACGAGUGCCAAGAGGAGAUAAAAAUGAAUCUGAUUGAAGAUGCCCUUAAAGUGUAUAAAGAGGAUUGGCAUGACCGCAAGAAGCGCGAUAUGACCGUUGAGGCUGGUUACCAUCAUCCGACGGCAGUAUCCCAUGAGGACAAGUGGAUUGCUGGGUGCUUGAUGCAAUGUGUAUAUCGCAAAAACAACGCCGUAGAUAAAAAUGGUUGGCCUACGCUGGAUGGGUUGGUGAAUCUUUAUACGGAUGGAGUCAACGAGCAGGGCUACUUUAUGGCUACUCUGCGGGGAGUUGAUCGUUGUUUGAAGGGCACGUCGAUGAAGUAUAAUGUGAAGAGGAAUGAUGUGGCAGAUCCUCUCGAGCGGUGUGGAGUAGCAUUUGAUGUAUUCGACUGCAUUUCCGAUAUGAUCACAGACUACUGCAGCGACCAGCAGAGACAUGAAUUUUAUUGACGAAUCAUAUAUUUUUAUAUAGAACAUUUUAGGUUUAUCAUAUUUAUGUGAGAAAGUGAUGCUAAGUAAUACAAUUAAUUAGUAGUUAUUAUUAGGUUGAAUUGGUACAUCAGUAUGUGCAGUGACGAGUCGUUUAUUUUGAUAGUGUUACAUUUGAACUUACUACUGGUUAACAACAUGGAAUAAGUAAAAUUUGUUUAAUUCCGCCUGAAGUUCUGUGUAUUGUUAAUUGUCGAAACCUUUGUAUCAAAAGAAUACUUAUAUUUACAAAAUUUAUCAAAACCUUUGUACACAAUAAAAAGGGAUUUUGACACAAUUAA
Messenger RNA from Topomyia yanbarensis, 1149 nucleotides. It is a transcript of the gene Obp73a, whose product is annotated as general odorant-binding protein 70. Gene Ontology annotation, molecular function: odorant binding. The coding region runs from base 245 to 829 and encodes 194 amino acids. NCBI's taxonomy places the organism in Eukaryota, Metazoa, Arthropoda, Insecta, Diptera, Culicidae. The transcript is spliced from 5 exons. The record is from RefSeq and is a predicted model, not a curated record.